AUGGCUUUUCAAAGGGAAUUAAUCAUAUUUAUUUUUGUAUUCAUUAUAAAUGUUCUUUAUGAAUCUUUAUCAGAUCAUAUAUAUGUGAGAUCUAUUUUUUUUUCUUUUUCGAAUAGUUUUGUCCUAAAUAAAAAGGAAGAAAAUAAUACACAUUAUAUUGAAAAAUUACAAAAAGAAAACAGAGAAAUUAUAGCUUUUUUGCAGGGUGAGCAUAUUCUUCAAGAAAUUAACAUUAAAAAUAGUAUAAAAGAUAGUAUUAAUAGUAACAAUAAAAAAAAAAAAAAAAGAAAGAAAAUAAAUAGUUCAAAGAAAAAUUCUAAUGAUAAUAAGAUAAAUAAAAAGAUUCAAGAUAUUAGUUUCAGUGAAAUAAAAAGAAAUAAAAAUGAUGUUGAUUUAGAGAAUGACCACGAUGAAGUAAGUAAAAAAAAUAUAAAUUUAAAAAUUGGAUGUAACCAUGGCACAAAAAAAUGUAUAAAUGAUAGAGUUAAAAGCUUCGUAAAAUUAAUGAAGGGUAUUGGUGAUAUCCAAAAAGUAAAAAAAGAUUCAAAGGAAAAAAAAGAAGAGAAUAUAUACGAUGAUGAGCACCACACAGUAGUUAUAUAUGAUGGUUUAGAUCAAGAAAAAGAUAUGUAUAAUAAAUACAAAAAAGAAAGGAAAAAUGGUAUGAGCACAAUAGUUAUACAAGGAACAGAAUAUUUAGGAGUAGGCUAUGAUUUUAUCUUUGGAAAUCCAAUAGGAGAUCCAUUUUUAAAAGUAGAUCCAGGGUAUAGAGAUUCAAUAAUAAAAUUGACAUAUCCGAAAUCAGAUAUAGAUUAUCCUGAUGGUUAUUUGAAUAUAAAUCCAAAUGGCUCUUAUGUGAGAAAUGAAAUAUCGUGUAAUAGAUCAGAAAAUGAAAGUGAAAUAAGUUCAAUGAGUGAAUAUACAAAAGAACUUUCAGUUGACGCAUCAAUAGGUGCUUCUUAUGGAUUGUUCGGAUCCUUUUCAGCAUCUACAGGCUAUAAGAGUGUAUCUAAUACUAUUUCAAAAAAGAAGUUUAGAAUGUUUAUGCUAAAAAGCUAUUGCUUUAAAUAUAUGGCAUCUUUAUCACAAUAUUCUCAAUGGAAACUCACUGAUCAAUUUGUAAGAGCAAUUUCCUUACUUCCCUCCUAUUUUAAUUCAUUAGAACAAGAUGGAACUUAUUGCACUGCUGAAGAAUUUAGAUAUGAUAAGAAAACAGAGAAAUGCGGUAAAAGUGUUCAUUCAUGGAUGUAUUUUUUCAAAAAUUUUGGAACACAUGUUUCAACUCUUAUACAUUUGGGAGGAAAAAUAACACAACAAGUAAAAAUAUCAAAAAAUGAAUAUAAGUCAUUGAGUGAAAGUGGAUUAUCCGUUUCUGUAAAUGCUUCUGUUGGAUUUGGUUUAUUUAAAGCAAAUGCGUCUACUAAUACUGAUUCGAGUGAAUCUAGUAAAAAUGCUUCUUCUAAUUCUAGUAUGGAGAAAGAAACUGUAAUAAUUGGAGGAACAACAAUUUUUGAUCCUAAUAAUGCUAAAAAUUUUGAAAAAUGGGCAAAAAGUAUAAAAGAUAAUCCAAUGCCUAUCAAAGGAGAAUAUGAACCAUUAUCAAGAAUAUUACCUGUUCGUUUAUCUAAAGUUUAUGAUGAAGCAUUGAAUUUUUAUAUUUCAGCUAAUGUUCCUGUUAAUAUAAGAGAAGUAACAAAUGAUGAAAUAAAACAGUAUAAUCUUAAAGAUGAAUUAAUGAAAUCUAAAAUAGUUUAUUCAAGUGGAACAGGAUUAGUGGUACUUGAAUGUGAAGAGAAGCAAAAUUUCAUUUUGGGAUUUUCUUUAUCCAUACCUAAUGAUUUAUCAAAUUUAGAUGACUUUUAUAUGAACACUUGCGAUGAAGAUUCUGAUAAAUGUUAUUCAAAAAUGAGUGAUAAUGUAUACAGUUACUUAUUUGCUAUGUGUAAUGAAGAAAUGAUACCCUUCCUUGAACAAAAAGUAAAAUCGGGAACUAGUUUAUUGACACUCGAAUGUUCAGAAAAAAAUCAAAUUAUUUUAUUUGGAUUUGGUAUCAGCAUAUUAAAUUCAAAUGAUCCUAUUUCGAUUGCAAUAUACCCAUGCAAAUAUGGCAAACCCUCUUGCUCUAUGCAAGGAUCCACAAAGAAAUCUGCGGUUGGUUUAUGGAUAGUCUGUGGUCAUGAAGAAUCUUUGAAUUCCAAGUUUUCAGUGAACAUUAGAAAAUUAGCAUACGAAAACAUUUCUCAAAAAAAAAAACAUGUAGAUAUUUGCCCACAAAAGGUAUUAUUUAAUUUGCUUUUUGAAUUUACUAAUACUCCUCAUAAUAAACGUAAUGGCUCAUGCUUUUCUGUAAAUUCUGUUUGCCCAAAUGAUUUUAAUGUUUGUUCAGAUAAAAAAGGUAGAAAAAAAUUUAAUUACUAUUCUUUAUCAGUAUAUUAA
This is a messenger RNA of Plasmodium relictum, 2436 nucleotides long. It is a transcript of the gene PLP3, whose product is annotated as membrane attack complex, putative. Lineage: Eukaryota; Apicomplexa; Aconoidasida; Haemosporida; Plasmodiidae. The record is from RefSeq and is a predicted model, not a curated record. Gene Ontology annotation, molecular function: wide pore channel activity. The coding region runs from base 1 to 2436 and encodes 811 amino acids. The transcript has a single exon. Gene Ontology annotation, cellular component: membrane.